Messenger RNA from Solenopsis invicta (red fire ant), 2869 nucleotides. RefSeq names its product odorant receptor 63a. Gene Ontology annotation, cellular component: plasma membrane. Gene Ontology annotation, biological process: sensory perception of smell; detection of chemical stimulus involved in sensory perception of smell. The transcript has 8 exons. The coding region runs from base 1376 to 2602 and encodes 408 amino acids. Gene Ontology annotation, molecular function: odorant binding; olfactory receptor activity. The record is from RefSeq and is a predicted model, not a curated record. NCBI's taxonomy places the organism in Eukaryota, Metazoa, Arthropoda, Insecta, Hymenoptera, Formicidae.
AUUUCCUUGAGUUUUCAAUUUUGGAACACAGAAUGAUUCGAUUAUAUCUAGCGCUGCAUUUUUAACAUCGGAUCAUAAUUGUUCCUGUACACAUAUAUACAUAAACAUUAAAAAUUGAUGUACAAAUUAUUGAAUAAAUCCGAAUCUGAUGAUACUAAAUAUCGAAGUGAAAUAAAAGCUCAAAAAUUAAUCUGAAACAUUUCUUUGCGUAUUAUACCAAAAGAUGCGUAGCAAAUCUUUUUAAAUACUAUUUCAGAAUAUCUGAUUGAAAACAGACAACGAUUACAAUUGAAACCGUUAGACAGGAAAGAUAAGAAAAAAAAACACUAAUUACUAAAUUACUCUUUCUCUUGAUCGGCGGGCAAUACUUGAAUUAAGUAGAGACUAUCUCUUUCGAUCAAUAUCAGAUAGUGAUAACAUGUUUCCACAGUUGGAAAAGUACCAUGAGCUUUAUCAUUUAUUAGUGCCAAACACUGUGUGCUGGACAAAUAAAAUAUAUGGCAUUAAACGCUUUUAUAUAACAUUUUUACGAGAUAUUGAAAUAAAAUUUCUCUCUGUCUGACUUAUUUGUAUCUUAUGUAUCAAGCACAAAUUAAUUUUACGGCAUCAUCAAAUUCCAUGAGACUAGGUCGAGUAUGCAAGAAAGUGCAUAUCCUGGACCGUCUGAAAGCAUACAAAAAAAUUCGACCAAGACGAAAGAUAUCAUUUAUACAUACCAGUUAACGAAUUCGUUUUUUCCGCUCUCAACUGUAAGCAUGUUUAUGAUUAGUCAUCAUGAAUAGAUUCAAUGAUGAUAUUUAUAUCUUUUUAGCACAGUCUCUGUAGGCAAUAAUUUCAAAAAAGUUCUUUUCACAUCAUCCACAGAGACACGUGGAAGUUUAUUGACGCUACUCGGGUACAAAGAAACACUUAAAACUACCCCUGCGUUUAGUAACGAUCGCAAUUCGUGCUAAAAAUUGCAAAAGGUAAAAGGGAAAUCAAUCAUAAGAAUAAAGUAUAGGGUGCUUCCCCCCUUUUUUUUCAUGGUACUUUCAAUUACUACCUGUCUAUCCGAUAGACUCUACCAUGUCAUGCAAUAUCGUCGUGCAAUUUACUAUGACACAUAAGUGUUGAUCCAGAAAAUUUAUUCCCGAAAUACUAUUCUCAGACAAUGACUAGUGAUACAAGACUAGUUUCUUGACCGUAGAACAAGUAUCUUUUUAGCGUCGUUUUAUUGGCAAGAAUAAUUGGCACGCCCACAGUUCCUGCCUUUUUGCAAUUUCGAGCUUGUUCCUCUGUGCAAGUAGUUGCGUCGUAAAAAUCGUAGUAAUUAGUAAAAAUCGGUAUCAUUUAUCAUUUGUGCCACAGCUUUCAAGCGAGAAACAAAUGCUGAGUCAUGCUAGUGCACGUUCAGCGCGAGUACAAAAUCAAUAAAAUAUUUUUGUCGUUCUUAGGCAUCUGGCCAUUUCAAAAUAAACUCGCAAGAAAUCUAAUACCGAUUUUCUGUCUUGCGUACAUAAUAAGUUACUAUUCGUUAGAGAUAAUGAUGUUAUAUGAUCAUUGGAAGGAUACGAGACUAGUCUUCGACUGCUGUUAUGAAUCUGUCUUGAUAACUACGUGUAACGCAAAGCUAUUAAAUCAGUUCUUGUUGCACGAUAAGAUUCAACAUUUAUACGAGACCAUAAAUAAUCAUUGGAAUAUAUUUACAAAUAAAUCGGAACUUCAAAUUCUUAAAAAUUAUUCCAACAUAUCACGAAAAUUUACAAUAAUUUACUCGAUAAUGAUAUGCUCCAUGGUAACAUUGUUUUUUUUAAUUCCAUUAACACCGGUUUUGCUCGAUAUUAUACGGCCUCUUAAUGAUUCACGUCCACGAUUGUUCGCGAUGUCUCUAAAAUUAAGAAUAGAUCAAGAAAAGUAUUACGUUCCGCUUUAUUGUUACCAAUACAGUAUAACAGUUUUGGGCGCAAUUGUUAUAGCUUGCUUCGAUACUACGUACGUCGUUAAGACUGCUCAUGCUUGUAGUUUAUUCUCGAUCAUCAAUCAGCAGUUUGAGGAGAUACUAUCAAAGUUGGAGAUCACAAAGCAAGUUAGCAAAUAUAAUUUGGAUGAGGAUCUUGAAUUGUUAAGCGAAAAAGAAAUAUAUCAGCAAUACAUAAUAUGCUUAAAAAAAUAUCAGUUUGCUUUAGAGUUUGUCAAUCUAUUGAAUUCAACGUAUCAAGUCGUUGCAUUAUUUUUAUUAAUACUGAAUGGUAUGGUUAUAAGUUUGGUUGGAAUUCGAAUCGUUUAUGUAUUAGAUCAAUUGCAAGAAGUGAUAAGGUUUAGUUUUGUAAUCGUUACCAUGUUAAUACAACUCAUGAUCGGAUGUUAUUCUGGUCAAAAGCUAAUGGACGAAAGUCAGAAUAUAUUCUACCAAAUAUACGCUAUGAAAUGGUAUAAAUUCUCACCAAGAUUAAAGUCGCUAUUGAUGAUAACUCUUUAUAGAAGUAUUACUCCCUGUAGUUUAACAGCAGGCAACAUGAUUCCACUGUCAAUGACAACUUACGCUACGGUAAGAAAAAAAAUGCAAAUGGUAUAUCUAAUUUGUAAUGUAGGUACAGAAAAUAACAUAUAUCUCUGUAUAUGAUUAAAGGUGGUACGAACAGCUUUAUCUUACUUCACGACAUUCUUAUCUCUCAAAAACUAGUUAUUUUGUACUCAUAUUAUUAAAAAUCUUCAUAAUUGUAUUGUAAAAUCACCAAGUAACCGAUCAUGUAAACUUCUCUUGGGCACAAAAAGGCAUUUAAAAUCGACUACAACUGCACUAACCAAAAGUUAUAGGUCACACACUAAAAAUUGUAAACGAAAAGUAAAAUUGAUCAAUAAAAGAAACAAUAAAAGAGCAUACAAUAUC